Messenger RNA from Aspergillus ibericus CBS 121593, 1422 nucleotides. RefSeq names its product CDC73 C-terminal domain-containing protein. The record is from RefSeq and is a predicted model, not a curated record. The coding region runs from base 1 to 1422 and encodes 473 amino acids. The transcript has 2 exons. Gene Ontology annotation, cellular component: Cdc73/Paf1 complex. Gene Ontology annotation, molecular function: RNA polymerase II complex binding. NCBI's taxonomy places the organism in Eukaryota, Fungi, Ascomycota, Eurotiomycetes, Eurotiales, Aspergillaceae. Gene Ontology annotation, biological process: transcription elongation by RNA polymerase II; positive regulation of transcription elongation by RNA polymerase II.
AUGGCCACCGAUCCCUCUCUCCAAGACCCCCUUCUUUCGCUGCGUCGCGCCAUUGCGGCCGGGACCCUUCCCACGCCGACCACCUCGAGCGACCUCUCGGAUCAGAAUGCCACCGACGACCUCGCGAAAGCGACCCAUCUCUAUUUCCAAAACCCCCUCCCUCAGACCAUCUCCCUCAGCACACCUACCCGCUUCGUCUCCAGCUCCUCCGACUCCGCUGUCGACCUCCGCAGCAUCUUCUUCGCGUGGCAGAAGAAAGAUGUUGCGAUUCCCGAGUACAUCGCCUCCGCACAAGAACUCAACGAGUCGCUAAAGCAAAAGGAGCGCAAGGAGGGCGAGGAGGAAGAGAAAGUGCAGAACCUGGUUUUCGUCGAGCGUCUGGAUCUCCUCACCUGGUUGGAGGGCGCGUCCGAUGAGAGUGAGUACAUCAAGCCGUUGGAGGGUGCGGCGGCUGCUGCAGCGGCGGCUUCUGCAGCUGCUCAAGCACAGGCUUCGGCGAGCAUUGCUUCAGGCGCUGCAGGGGGUGUGUCUGCAGUGCCUAGUGGUGCACCGGGGGGGGCUGCGCAGACCCAGCAGGGCAAGGCGGCCAAGGUCAUUGAUCCCCGGCUGCAGGAGAUUUACAAUGGAGAGCGGAAGAUGGGAGAUCGGAAUAGCGUUCUACGGGGUAUCAAACCAACGGACUUUUCUCAUGUCCGCAAGACUGCCGAAUCCAUCCUGGGACGCAACCGCUCACGGCCAGGCCAAUACCCUGCAGGUGUGAAGGCCGGCAGCAAGCCGCCGUCGUCGAUGGUGGUGCCCUCGCCGUCUGCUGGCCUCUCGCAGCCACGCAAGGGAAGCUCGAAGACGCAAGAUCCCAUCAUUCUCCUCUCGCCGUCGGCCUCGUCCCUCAUCCGCAUGUCCAACGUGCGCUCCUUCCUGCAAGACGGCGUGUUUAUUCCUCCCGAUCACAUCAGUCUCUCCAUGUCCAACUCCAAUAUCCUCUACAUCUCCCGCCCGCUACGCAUGAAUGCCGAUCCGUCCAGCUCCUCUCUGCGGCCGGGCGGUAGCUCCUCGCAAUCGACAUCCCGGAAACCCACCCGCUUCAUCCUGGUCGAUAGCACGGCCAACUUCCGUCCGGAUUACUGGCAGCGCCUGGUUGCCGUAUUCACAACGGGCCAGACCUGGCAGUUCAAGUCAUACAAGUGGUCAUCCCCGCCGGAGCUCUUCAAACACGCCACAGGCAUCCAUGUCGGGUGGCGUGGGGAUGAUGUUCCGCGGGAGGUGCGUAGCUGGGGUCGUGGCGUCCAGAGCUUCGGGGUCGAGCGCUGGGAUGAGAAGGGGGGUGCCCAUGGCGCGGGUCGGUGGCGUGAUCGGGAAGUCGUCGAGGGGAUCUGGACGGCCAUUGAAGAGGGGAUGAGACUGCGAGGCUGGGGGUCCAAGUAG